GUGACGCGUUUUGCGCGUGCGUGGGACCGGCGUUGCCCGUGUCGCUGUAUGCGAGGGAUACGUACCAACCGUCUGCGAAACUAGAUUGCAACCUGGCUGUGGAAACUAUUAGUGAGAAGAUAUAUCAAACCACAGAUAUGGAUAUGGGCCCGGAGGGCAAGCGGCCGGCGCCGAUGGGCGACCCGUUCGGCGCGCAGCUGGCUGCCAUCCGCGACAACGGCGCCGGCGCGCUGGGCCUGGGCGGCGUCGAGUCGGAGGACAUGACCGUGCCCGAUCGGAUGGUGGGGCUCAUCAUCGGCCGCGGCGGCGAGUCCAUCAGCCGGCUGCAGGCCGAGUCGGGCGCCAAGAUCCAGAUGUCGCCGCAGGCCAUGGAGAUGAGCAACGAGCGGCUCUGCUCGCUGACCGGGCCGCGCGCCGCCAUCGAGCGCGCCAAGGAGCUCAUCAACGCUAUCGUGGCGUCGCGCGCCAACGAGCGCGACCGCGACCGCAUGAUGGGCGGCGGCGGCGGCAUGAGCGACAUGAUGGUGGGCGGUGGUGACCAGCCCGGCCAGACCACCACCGAGAUUAUCGUGCCCAGCUCCAAGGUCGGACUCAUCAUCGGUAAAGGCGGAGAGACCAUUAAACAGCUGCAGGACAAGAGCGGCUCGAAGAUGGUGGUCAUUCAGGACGGCAUCUACGCGAACGCUCCGGAGAAACCGCUCCGGAUCAGUGGAGACACCAAGCAGAUCGAGCACGCUAAGCAGCUCGUGUUUGAGCUGAUGGCCGAAAAGGACAACUUCGGCCCUCCCGGUGGCAGGAUGGGCAGCUUUGGUGGCGGAGGCCGCGGCUUCGGAGGAGGAACGACCGCCGAGGGCGGCGGCGCGGCUGCGUUGCAGAUCACCGUGCCGCAGGCGGCCGUGGGCGUGGUGAUCGGCAAGGGCGGCGAGAUGAUCAAGAAGAUCCAGAACGACACGGGCGCCAACAUCCAGUUCCAGCAGAACAUCAGCGGCCGCAACGAGCGCACGGCGGCCGUCAGCGGCGCGCCCGACCAGAUCGAGCACGCCAAGGUCAUCAUCCAGGAGCUGAUCGAGAGCGUGAUGAAGCGCGACCAGCAGAUGGGCGGCUUCGGCGGCGGCCGCAACGGCAGCUGGGGCGGCGGCGGCGGCGGCGGCUUCGGUCGCGGGCCGAUGGGCCGCGACGGCAAGCAGGAGAUCAGCUUCCCCGUGCCGGCCAACAAGUGCGGCAUCGUCAUCGGCAAGGGCGGCGAGACCAUCAAGGCCAUCAACGUGCAGUCGGGCGCGCACUGCGAGCUUGACCGCCGGCCGCCGCCCAACCCCAACGAGAAGAUCUUCCUGGUGAAGGGCAGUCCCGACCAGGUGGAGCACGCCAAGCGACUCAUCUGUGAAAAAGUCGGCAUUACGUACGGUCCUGGUGGUCCUGGAGGACCGGGCGGUCCGUUUGGCGGUCCUGGGGGCCCUCCAGGUGGCCCAGGAGGUCCCGGCGGACCCGGGGGAUACCAGCCACAGGGCUGGGCCAACAACUUCCAGAAUCCGGGCGUGUGGGGACAGCAGCAGAACGACCCUGUCAAGCAGGAGAGCAAUUGGAACAGCUACUAUCCGCAAUACUACGGCGGGCAGGGUGGCCAGGCGCCAGGCGGCGGCGGCCAGCAGCCCCAGAGCUCGUCAGCGGCCGCGUCCAGCGUGAAUCCGCAGACGGGCCAGCCGGACUACAGCGCGCAGUGGGCCGAGUACUACCGCAACAUGGGCAUGGUGCGCGAGGCGGAGGCGAUCGAGCAGCAGAGCAAGCUGAAGACGGCCGGCAGCGGGCCGGGCGGACCCCCGGCCGCCGCCGCCGCCGCCGCCGGGGCGCCGGCCGCCAACGGGGCGCAGGCCGACUACAGCGCCCAGUGGGUGGAGUACUACCGCUCGCAGGGCAUGAUGGACGAGGCCGAGAAGCUGGAGCAGCAGAUCAAAGUCUCCAAGCAGCAGUCGGCGGCGCCCGCCUCGUCGGCCGCUGGCGGAGCCCCCGGCGGCUACCAGCCGCAACAAUACAACUUCGCCAGCGGCUACGGUGCGGGCACGCCGGGCGGCUACGGACAGUACGGCGCGUACCCGGGCGCGGGAGACAACUAGCGCCCGCCGCCGUCUCGGCGCUGUCGUGACGCGUGUCUGUAGUGUCGAUACCCGAUGUGCCCUGUUCAAUGAGUACAUUGUCUACCAGUUGUUUUGUUGGUGUAUGAUUUCCGCUGCUAUUCACUCAUCCAUCUACAAGGGCCGGCGCGCCGGCCGGCGCUCGUGUCGGGCUGCGGCUCUCCCACUCGUGUGCGUGUUUUAAUUCGUUGUAUGAGGCCGGCCGUGGGCCGCUCCGCUCCGAGCGGCCUCGUGUUCCUUCGCCGCUCACUAAGCUCACGCCCGGCGGCGGCGGACGGGCGCGGCGCGGACGGCGCGCGCGCGCGCGGCGCCGGCCGCCGGCUCUCUCUGCCCCCCUCUCUGUCGUGUAUUGUCUGCCACGCGCCGUAGGUGGGGCGCGCCCUCUGUGCGGGUCAUUGUGGGCUGGGCGGAAGCGGCUGUCAGGUGCCAACUGA
This is a messenger RNA of Pollicipes pollicipes, 2563 nucleotides long. RefSeq names its product far upstream element-binding protein 3. The record is from RefSeq and is a predicted model, not a curated record. Bases 138 to 2111 code for a protein of 657 amino acids. Gene Ontology annotation, molecular function: RNA binding. The transcript has 10 exons. NCBI's taxonomy places the organism in Eukaryota, Metazoa, Arthropoda, Thecostraca, Pollicipedomorpha, Pollicipedidae. Gene Ontology annotation, biological process: regulation of DNA-templated transcription.